This is a messenger RNA of Aspergillus tanneri, 372 nucleotides long. RefSeq lists its product as uncharacterized. The record is from RefSeq and is a predicted model, not a curated record. Lineage: Eukaryota; Fungi; Ascomycota; Eurotiomycetes; Eurotiales; Aspergillaceae. Bases 1 to 372 code for a protein of 123 amino acids. The transcript is spliced from 3 exons.
AUGCCAGACGCAGUGCGGUCCUACACCGACCCAUUCUCGGGGAACAGGAGGGUCAAAAACCAGAUCCGCUGGUUUCUGUACAAAUUGAGUGGGAAGCAGCACCAAGAGAACGCCACAAAGGAUGUGCGGGUGGAGUGCCUUCACAGGGAGACCGAGCACCUGCAUAAAAUCGUGCGCAUUUACGAGUCGGGGCUGGAAACCCCCCGGAAGCUCGUCGCACAGAUCGACUGUAAUUUCCAAGCAGUGAACCCAUCAUACCCUCACCUUGAGAUCGACGGGUAUAUUUUCUACAAGCUGAAGUAUUUGCUGCGAGUUGUUUUGGGAAAGCUGAAGAGUUACUCAAAUUCCAGGUUUUUGCUCAAGACCAAAUGA